This is a messenger RNA of Durusdinium trenchii, 1774 nucleotides long. Lineage: Eukaryota; Dinophyceae; Suessiales; Symbiodiniaceae. The record is from the annotation of a GenBank genome assembly.
CGGGUACUUUUCAUAGCUCAGCUAAACGACAUGGCGCCCACGGUGCCAUCCGAUGGCGUGGCUCAUGACCGAACGUUUCGAGAGUCGAUGACUCUGCUUUUGGCCUCCGGGAUCGGAUCUGGUGUGCUGGUGCUUCCUAGAUCGAUGGCUGCAGUUGGCUGCGUACCUGCUGCUGUGUACUUUUUCGUUGGAGCUGCAAUAUCUGGUUUGACCACCUGGUUCCUGUCCAUGGCUAUGCUUGAGGAGACCAGGAUCAAUUUGAGCAGCUUUCCCCUUUCCCCCAAGUGGACCGACUUGGGCGGAGAUGAGACAUAGGCUCCAAUCCAUUGCGUCGAAGACGUCGUUUUUGCGAGUCUUUGGGCAUCACAGUGAGUCUUGCAGGUUCGGCGUCGUUGGAUUGAAGAAGAGCUCUAUCGGGGUGCACAACAUCCGUACCACCAGCUCAGUGAGGGUGUGGCGAGACAUGCUUCUCCCACUACCUGGCAAGACAUGGAACCCACGUCCCCCAUGUCCCCCUCACCGAACCUCAAACGGAGCACCUCAUUUCGAGAGUUUGUGACGCGAGUGGGGCCUUCUUAUGGAGAUUUGGUGGAGAAAGCCACCAAUGACGUGUUUCCCUUCGCUUCAACGAUUUUGGAUUGUGUGCUUUUUUUCCACAAUACGCUGGCAUUGACGGUGUACUUUCUGUUUGUGUCUGAAUCCUUGGAACGAAUCUCGUUUUGGCCUGCCAAUUCCAAGCACCUUGGUGAGCCCUAUGCCCAUGUGGUCACCAUUCUGUGGACGGCCCUCGUGGGUUGCUGGCUGAGCACCUGGCCUACCAUUGGCAGGCUCGCAAGAUUGGCAAACUCAAGCCCAGCAGUCCUAUGGUUGAUGAUGUUUAGCAUCUGGAUGGAGUGCCCCUUCGGUCCUUUUCCUAUCCACAGAGAAGACAUAAGACCUCACGUCGAACUCAGAGAACCUCUGGCUGCUGCAUUCGCGGACGAUUGGGUUCGCCGUUCCCCGGCAGUGCUAUGUAUAGUCGUCUUUGCCUCAUUUUGGCAUACCAACUGCGUCGCCGUAGCUCGUGAAUUUCACGAUGCGACACCGACACGACUACUUGCCUUGUCCUUUACAUCAUCCAGCUUGCUGGGACUUCUAUACUACUUGAUUGCGUGGGGAGGCUACAUUACCUGGGGGGAGAGACUUCUUCAUGCUCCAAACAUUGUGAGUCUGUACUCCCCGGAGAACCCAGCCUUCAUCUGCGUGCGUGCAGGGCUUGCAUUCUCUUUGUCGAUUGCCAUCCCGCUCAAUGUUUUUCCCAUUCGGGAGUCUGUGCAGAACAUGCGGCCAUUUGACAAGAUGCCAAAGGCAUUACGACGGAUUCUUCUUGGAACGGAUCCCCGCACGCGAGCCAAUCGAGAACAUGAAAUUUUGGGAGUGAUCUUAGUUCUUAUUCCGAUGACGCUCUCGCUUUGCUUCAGCAACGUAGUGCAGCUGAUCACAUUCCUUGGAGGCUCACUAGUCAGCCUGCUGAUGAUUGUUUUUCCAUGUAUAGUCUUCCGACUGGUAGCACCACCCGAUUGUCGGAUUUGGUUUUGGUUUGUGUUAUUGGCAGGAGGAGCUGUGGCCAUGUUUCUGGUCCUGGCCUCUUGGGGUUGGAUUGGAGACAGUGCCUAAAGGAGCACCUGGGCCGCCUGGACCGCCGGCACCUGGCCCGUUCGGAGUUUUGGAGCCAGACAAGCCAGGCGAAGUCGACUUGGUUAUACUGGUUCACCUGACCGAAGCGUUUGAAAAA